UAUUCACCUGCACAUGGCAGAUAGUGAACUACAGAAAACAUUUGGAGUUGACUCAAGAGAAAAAGUCCCAGAAUAUGAGGUGAUAGCUCCCUAUAAAUCGGAUGAUUCGGGGAGUUUCGUUGAUUACGUUCAUCAUGACGAAGAAAGAACACGGAGAGCCACUAGCGUGCCAAACUUCUGGUACUUCAAAAUUGAAGCGUUUGGAAGGUCACUUCAUCUUAACGUCACAAAAGUAAUGCCUAAAAUAACAGCAGGAGCAGUAGUUGAGACAGUAGAUCACAGUGGAAAGUCCACUUAUAAGGAGGUGCCACGUGGCGUUCAUUAUACAGGUCAUGUGACGUCGGAACCAGAGUCACUGGUCGCCAUUAGCGGAAAUAAAGGAUUGUCUGGGAUCAUUCAAACUCUCCAGGACACACUUUACAUUAGGCCUCUCUCACAGAAUCUUGUUGAAAAGAAUCAGCUUCAACACGGACUUCCGCACAUUAUCUACAGAAGGUCAAUCAAUCAAGAUUUAACUCCUGAUUUCCAUAUUUCAAAGAGUGAUUGGAUGCCUUUUGAAAGGACUAAACCGGGCCUUCUCCGGAGGAAAAAACGUCAAACUCCACAUAAGUUCCUAGAGAUGGCUCUGAUAGCUGACAACUUUGUGAUCUCAGCCUAUGGCGAAGAGGAAACGACUUAUCAUCUUUUAUCUAUCGCUCAUAUUCUUUCAAGACUUUUCCACGACAGCAGUAUUGGCCCAAUAAAGAUCACUCCUGUGAUUGUCCGUUUGGUACUCAAGAACGAUGGGUUUGGCUAUAAUUCAAGUGCAUCUAGAGGUAAGCGAAUCUCCGCUAUGGAGCGCUGGGCAAGAAAAAACUUCCCCGAGUCAGACGAUGAUCCUGCUCACGCUGAUGUUGUCGUUCUGAUCACGAGAAGGAGUUCUGGGGGGAUUGCUAGCGUCGGAUCAACAUGCCGUAGCUACUUUGGGGCUGCUCUCUCCAACGACAUUGGACUCGGAAGUGCCAUUGUUGUGGCUCAUGAGAUUGCUCACACGAUGAGCGUGGGGCAUGACGGAUCUGGUGCAGCAGCUUCCUGUGAGAACAAUAAAAAUAUCAUGGCAUCCACUUUACCGAGUGGACCUGGGUCCAUGAAAUGGUCUGCGUGUAGUCGUGAACGUUUCCAAGACUUUUUAAGCCAAAGAUCAGACUGUUUAGAUGACAUUCCACCAGUUUCCAACAUCACCAAAACUCCGAAAGAAUUUUACGGUAAACUGCCUGGUCAAGUUGUAGACCGAGAUGGACAGUGCAGAAUGAUUCAUAGCAAGGCUUACUACGCAUGCCCACAACGCAAGACAAACUGUGGUGAACUUGGAUGCACCAGAGAUGGCUAUAGAUGCCUUUUAUCUUCAACUUCUCCUGCAGAUGGAACAAGAUGCGGAGUUAGACAUUGGUGUAUAAAUGGUCAGUGUGUAGAUGACGGGUCACGUGUUAUCCGUGGCCGCUGGAGUAACUGGUCGGGCUUCUCCAAUUGCACCCGUCCCUGUGGAGGAGGGGUUCAACACAGAUCAAGAACUUGCACCAACCCACCACCAAAGAACGGAGGAAGGAAUUGCAUUGGGCCAACGGUGGGACAUUGGAAAGUUUGUAACCCACAGCCGUGUCCAGCUGGCUCCAAAACAUUUCGACAACUCCAGUGUGAGGCUAUCGACCCCGAAUACCACGCUUUUUAUACUGCAGAUCACUGUUCGUUGGUAUGUCAAAAGAAACUUAAUGCUUUUCCUCAACGACGAGACGUCGAAAAUGGGACGAGAUGCUUCAGUGAUCCCACAAUCCUGGACGUCUGCAUUCAGGGAAAGUGCAGACGCGUAUCCUGUGGUAAUGAAUUGGAUUCUGAGAUAAGACGAGAUCGCUGUGGUGUUUGUGGAGGAGAUAGUUCAACAUGCAAAUUUGUUCGAAAAAAGUGGGAAGAAAAAUGUCCAGGAUUUGGACCAGGAAAAGCAUGCACAAUUUUUGAGGUUCCUAUUGGUUCUACGUCAAUCUUUGUGGAGCAAGACUCAGCAGAUAAGAACCUGCUUGGUAUAAAGAAUAAAGAAGGUAAAUAUGCAAUCCCAGUGCCCACUUGGAGUCGAACAGUGUAUGCAGCUGGAACUAAGAUUCACUAUUACCACGAAAAAGAUUACGAUAUCAACACGAUUACCAUUCCAGGACCCACAACAGAGGACCUUACCGUUGUGUUUGUUUCUGCAGGUUACUCACACACAGGUGUGUGGUACGAGCUGUAUGACCCAACUAUUUCAUCUAAUAUCGGAGCUGACGAUGUUGAGUGGAAUGUGACAGACUGGGGCGAGUGUUCUUGGAAGUGCGCUAAAGGAAAACAGAGCCGAAGAGUUCUUUGUACAAGAAAAGAUGAUGGGUCGUACGUUGAGGAUAAGGUUUGCUUGAAGAAGUCUAAGAAGCCUGUAGAAGAACAGUAUUGCAAUACACAUCCAUGCGACCCUCAUUGGUACAGUUCAGAAUGGAGCUCUUGUUCCAGAACAUGCGGUAAAGGGGUCCAAAAAAGAAAAGUGCAUUGCCGCCGGAAGCUGACGCAGUGGAAAUUUGAGAUCCUCUCAGACUCUUCUUGCAGAGGCGCUAAACCUUCUGGCGGAACACAAAGGAGCUGUAACGAGAUCAUUUGUCAGGCCGAGUGGAAAACUACCGCCUGGUCUCAGUGCUCUUCAACAUGCCGAGGAGGUACAAAGAAAAGGAGCCUCGUUUGCAAGAGACGCAAUGAUCGAGGAGAACUGGUCAAAGUACCUGAGAUUCUUUGUCACCAUGCCCCUAGACCGAGCCCUACCACUAAGGACUGCAAUACAAAUGUGCCCUGUCCAACCCCACAGCCGUUGCUUAGAUACAGAGGGCUAGGCUGUUUUAACGAUGGAGACCCACCUGCUUGGCCAGAACUUGCCAAAAAUUUCCGAAAUGAAGGAAUCGACUGGUCCAACAUUGACGACACCAUUCAGAAAUGUGCAAAAUUUGUCUUCGAUAAUUUCCCUGACAACAAAAUGUUUGCCCUUGAGUUCUACGGAGAAUGUUGGACAGGUAGAGAGGCAGAGCAUUCUUAUGAUAAGUACGGAGCUUCCAGUGAAUGUUGGAACAACGUCGGAAAAGAGCACGCUUUUUAUGCAUAUGAGUUUUACUAAGGUCUAACUGCUAGGAAUCUUUCAACGUUAUCGCCUUUUGGAAUGAUGCAGCAUCUUUCUAUUUUAACCUGCGGAGCAGGCGACGUAGUAAUAUCAAGUAGAAGAUGUUCGAAGAGGAGUCACUUACUCCACGCUGUCACUACCAUUUCCGACACUCGAGAAACUGUUCUCCUGAAGCAACCAGUUUUCCGAUGGAUUUCUUUUCAAGGGAACAGUGAAUUUUCCGGGACAGCUUUUCAGAAUAUCUGGCGAGUGGGGUUUUAAGGUCGGAAAUUUAUUUCCACACCCAUGAGACGCGUUCGACCGAGAUAUUUUGAUGAAGUUGGUACUCUUAAGUCUGCCUCUGACAAAUUUCGCUAAUCAAUGCUUCAGCGCAUGCUUCGCAGGCUAACUUGUUAAUAAUCAUGUAUUUAAGGGAAUAAUGACCGUCAGAUAAUAAAAAUACUGUGACUAAAA
Messenger RNA from Pocillopora damicornis (cauliflower coral), 3616 nucleotides. Its product is annotated as A disintegrin and metalloproteinase with thrombospondin motifs 6. The record is from RefSeq and is a predicted model, not a curated record. Gene Ontology annotation, molecular function: metalloendopeptidase activity. Gene Ontology annotation, biological process: proteolysis; extracellular matrix organization. Lineage: Eukaryota; Metazoa; Cnidaria; Anthozoa; Scleractinia; Pocilloporidae. Gene Ontology annotation, cellular component: extracellular matrix.